Messenger RNA from Entamoeba invadens IP1, 375 nucleotides. RefSeq lists its product as hypothetical. The transcript has a single exon. The coding region runs from base 1 to 375 and encodes 124 amino acids. The record is from RefSeq and is a predicted model, not a curated record. Lineage: Eukaryota; Evosea; Mastigamoebida; Endamoebidae.
AUGAUCGAUCCACACAAUCUACCAUCUUUCCUCUUCGAGAUCUACGACUGGGAUAGAUUCAAAACCGACGACUUUCUCGGUCACGCAUCGUUGGCACUCAAACAACCAAUCAAGGGUGAUCUGUGGUUAAAUUUAUCGGUUCAAGGUAAGCUCCACAUAAACCUUGACACACUCAAAACACCCAUUCAGUGUUUGUACACCCAAUUCACGCCAGGAUUGGAUGGUAUAGCACUCAAAGCACUUUCUCAAAAACCAAACCUGACAGAAUCGCAAGAAUUCAAGCCGUCAUCUUUUAUGACUAAUUUUAACAUCGAAAAGUUCGAAAAGUCUGAGAUCUCGCGGCAUGUUCAGACACCAUUUUCCCAAGAAACGUAA